Molecule: messenger RNA, 1745 nt
Organism: Aspergillus costaricaensis CBS 115574
Lineage: Eukaryota; Fungi; Ascomycota; Eurotiomycetes; Eurotiales; Aspergillaceae
Product: acyl-CoA synthetase
Exons: 4
Coding region: 1-1677 (558 amino acids)
Biological process (GO): fatty acid metabolic process
Molecular function (GO): medium-chain fatty acid-CoA ligase activity
Source: RefSeq, a predicted model, not a curated record
AUGGGACUCACUAAUGGUCAAUCUAUACAAGGUAAUGCUCACAUCCAACGUGGCUCGCGCAGGCAAGAUGCGGAACACCAGGCCCUCCCAUUGACAGCCCUUCCCUCUCUGCCCUUGUUCGUGCAGGCAAAUGCCUUUGCGCAGAACACUCCCGACAAGAUUGCCGUCGUGGACGCCACCAAAGGGCAGGAAUUCACCUAUGGACAACUGCUAGCCGAUGCGGUCGCCCUGAAGAAGGUCAUUUUGGAGGAGCUAGGCCUCACCGAAGUCGGAAACCUAGAAGAGCGCCGCAUCGCCUUCCUGACGCCCAACGGCUACGACUACGUGGUUACGCAAUGGGCCGUCUGGGCCGCGGGGGGUGUCACCGUCCCUCUCUGCACCACCCACCCCGUCAAAGAGCUCCUCUACACAAUCGGAGACUCCGACCCCUCCCUGAUUUUCCUGCACCCAACAUUCGCGCACUUCGAGACCCCCCUGAAGGAAAGCAUCAGUAAACCGAUCCCCUUCAAACCCCUCACUCCCCACCAGCAAACCACCACCGCAAUCACCCUCCCAACCAUCAGCCCAAUCUCAUUCCUGAACCACCGUGCCCUCAUGAUCUACACCUCCGGCACAACCAGCAACCCGAAGGGCUGCGUAACCACACACAAGAACAUCACCUUCCAAGCGCAAUGCCUGAUCGAAGCGUGGAAAUACAACCCCAGUGACCGACUCAUCCACGUGCUCCCCCUCCACCACAUCCACGGCAUCAUCAACGGCCUCACAGCCAGUCUCCUCAGCGGCGUCACCGUCGAAAUGCACCCGAAAUUCGACCCCGCCACGAUCUGGACCCGCUGGCGCGAAGGCGGCUCCACCAUGUUCAUGGCCGUGCCCACCAUCUACUCCCGCCUCAUCGACUACUUCGAAACCCACCUGCGAGGCACCGAGCACGAAACCGCCGCCCGCUCUGGCGCCCAGUCCCUCCGUCUUAUGGUCAGCGGGUCCGCGGCACUGCCGACCCCGGUUAAGAGCAAGUUCGCCGCCAUUACGGGACAGGUUCUUCUCGAGCGGUUUGGAAUGACUGAGAUCGGCAUGGCGAUUAGCUGUGGCUUGGAGACGGAGAAGCGCAUUGACGGGAGCGUGGGGUGGCCGUUGCCGGGUGUGCAGGUGCGGUUGACGGAUAAGGAGAGUGGGAAGGUGGUCGAUGCGGUGGAUGAGGAUGGGAUGAUUGAGAUCAAGGGUGACAAUGUCUUCAUUGAGUAUUGGCGUAAGCCGGAGGCUACGAAGAAGGAGUUUACUGAGGAUGGAUGGUUCAAGACUGGGGAUGUGGCGAGACGGGAUGCGCAGGGCGCGUAUUUUAUUCAGGGUCGUGCGUCUGUUGACUUGAUUAAGUCUGGGGGGUAUAAGAUCUCGGCGUUGGAGGUGGAGAGGAAGAUGCUGGGACUGGAUGCUAUCCAGGAGGUGGCGGUUGUGGGGUUGGCGGAUGAGGAAUGGGGACAGCGUGUGGCUGCCGUAGUUAAGCAGCGGUCUGGGACGGAACCCCUGGAACUGGCGAGUCUGCGUGCGCAGCUCAAGCAGGAGAUGGCGCCUUACAAGGUGCCGACGGUAUUGAAGUUGGUGGAAGCGAUUGAACGUAAUGCCAUGGGCAAAGUGAACAAGAAGACGCUGGUGCAGAAAUAUUGGCCGAAGCUGGCCUAGCCUAACCUAGAGAUAAUUAUAAUACCACAUAGAGUCCACUAACAACUGAACGAAUGCAUGAAUGUCAU